UUUACUGUUACUUUUCUUCAGUGAAACAAUUCAACUUAAUUGCAAUGAAAAACUGUGCGUGACAAAAUGUUGUGAGAAAAAUCAUGUAGUGUCCAAUGAUUCAUGUGUGCCCCAGUUAGAUAAAUCUGAGCUUGAUUAUCUUAAGCCACACUUUGAAAAUGUUAGUAACUUUCCUUUUAUUGAAUUUAUCAGUAAAACCUGUGACGAAGUGUCAUUGGAUGAUACGCAUUUCGUCAUUUUAAAUAACGGAUCUGUGUACGCAGAAAAUUAUGCGGAAUUAUUUAAUCGCAGCGACUAUUGUAUUGAUUAUUUGAGGAAUAUUGGAAAAUGGCAAGUUCACUUUUGUUACACGGAUGUUAACGAAGACGACGCUGAUCAAAAGAUGCAUAUGAUAUGCAUUAAAGGUAUGAUGGUAUCGAUACCAUUUUUAUUUCUGACUCUUCUUGUACACGUAAUGUUACCUGAACGAAAUCUACAUACAAAGUCACUUAUGCUCUACUUGACCACCUUAAUGAUGGCAUUUUUUACGUUAGUAACUAUCCAUUAUUUGGAUCUUUCCAGAAAAAUUCCGUGCCUCCUCUUCGGAUUUUUUUGUCUAUUUUUCUAUACUUCUUCAAUAUUUUGGAUUAAUGUAAUAUGCAUUGACAUAUGGUUAACAUUUAGAGGACAAAUUAAAAUUCUCAGUCGUCGCAAGGAAUGCAUGAGAUUUGUAUUUUAUUCUAUUUAUGCCACAUCAAUUCCUGUGACAAUUGUUCUGAUUGCCUUUUCAAUUAACCAGUACGGAAACAGUGAAGCAUAUUAUUAUCCUGGCAUCGUAACGGGAAAAUGUUUCUUAUCAAGCAAAUGGGCUUAUUUGUUGUAUCUGCACGGUCCCACGGGAAUAUUGCAAGGCUUCAAUAUAAUAUUAUUUGCUCUAACAGCAUUAAAAAUAAGAAAAGCAAAACGGGAGACCGACAUGAUAAGAAAUCAAAAAGACAAUAAUGUAACAUCACGGAACUCGCAACAGUAUUAUUUAUAUUUAAAACUAAUCUUUAUAAUGGGCGUUAAUUGGUCGAUAGAACUGAUCUCUUGGGCUCUGGAGUAUUACACCAAUACUCCGUUAUGGAUUUUUUAUGCAACUGAUUUCUUAAACGCCACCUACGGAGUGCUGAUAUUUAUUUUAUUCGUGUGCAACAAGAAAACGUUAAAUAAAUUACAAAAAAGAUAUUAUCAAUUCAUUGGUAAACCAGAUUUAGCUCGUAGCUCAAGUGGAACACACCGAAGUACCAGAAUUAUGAGUAAUUCAAAUUUUGAUGAUACUAACCAGAAGAACGAAAAACUAUUUCGUAAAGAAUCUGUUCAUCUAAAAGAAUAUCAGCGUCAAUAAAUAUUUACAGUGCUUUAACAGA
Molecule: messenger RNA, 1388 nt
Organism: Aethina tumida (small hive beetle)
Lineage: Eukaryota; Metazoa; Arthropoda; Insecta; Coleoptera; Nitidulidae
Product: G-protein coupled receptor Mth2-like
Exons: 7
Coding region: 383-1366 (327 amino acids)
Biological process (GO): cell surface receptor signaling pathway
Cellular component (GO): membrane
Molecular function (GO): transmembrane signaling receptor activity
Source: RefSeq, a predicted model, not a curated record